AUGUUUGGAAGCGGUUUUUACCCGAAUCUUCAUCUUUAUAAUAAUGGACUUGUUUAUUUCUCAUUGUCACAUCCAUAUGGAUUCAGCAACGAAGUUUUAGAGAUGAUUUUGCCUUUUUAUGCAGCUGUUUAUUCAGUAACAUUAUCCUUAUUAGCAAUACAGUUUAUAUAUCGAUAUUGGGCAUUGUUUAGCCUCUCCUAUCUAACCUUAUUCAAAGGCUGGAAAUCCUUCAUCUGGGUUGCAUACUGUUUCUUUUUCGGAGCCGUAUGGUUUCUCGCGGACUAUUUCCUCCUCAAAAUCGAUGACACUACUGAGAAAUAUUUCCAUGAAGAAAUGCUCAUCCGCUAUGGUGUCACAAGCAAAGAAAUCCCAAUAAUGACUUUCUUAGUUUACGAUCCAAACGAUGGUUCAAUCAGGGGGAUUAGUGUUUUCAAUUCCUUUUUGUUGUCUGGAGCUAUGGGAUUUCAAUAUGGAGCAAUGAUGUAUUGCGGGUGGAAUAUGAAUUCGAAGAUGGAAAAGCAAAUUUCCUGUUUGUCGGCUGCAUUGAAACGCCAUCAUCGGCAAUUGUUUAGAACUCUGGUCUUUCAGAUAACCACGCCCACUAUAUUCCUAUUCUUCCCUUUGAUUCUCGUAGUCUAUCUACCGUAUUUUCAACUUGAACUCAGUUUUCCCGCUGGCGCUACGAUAUGCGCCUUUAAUUUCUAUCCUGCAAUGGAUUCUAUAAUUGUUAUGAUAAUAGUUACGGAGUAUAGAGUGGUUGCAAGAAAGAUGUUGAAUGUAUUACUGCGAAAAUCGAUGGUUGUCUUCAGAGGAAAGGACAUUGGAGCGGCUCAAACAAGUGGGCAGAUACAGAUGGCUACUAUAGGGGUUGUUUCUUGA
Messenger RNA from Caenorhabditis remanei, 879 nucleotides. RefSeq lists its product as uncharacterized. The transcript is spliced from 5 exons. NCBI's taxonomy places the organism in Eukaryota, Metazoa, Nematoda, Chromadorea, Rhabditida, Rhabditidae. The coding region runs from base 1 to 879 and encodes 292 amino acids. The record is from RefSeq and is a predicted model, not a curated record.